AUGUCAUCUUCAAUGCUAAGCAGCCGGCCUCGCACCGAGCGCCGGUCGUCGAGAGUGCCUGGUGGGUUCGAUCCAGAAGAGGAGGACGACGUGGCAUCCGUUGAAAGCGACCGCGAUGAUUCGCCUAUCCGUGAUCAUGAACCCUCCUCCUUUUUGGCUGGUCCCCGGGACCCCAGUAGCCUCCUGCAGCCAGUGGACGAAAACACCAAUCUCGAGUUGCCUGCGAAUAUGACAUUGGACGAAAGUGAGAUGAACAAGAAGUUAUUGGAUGUUGAAUCGAGCUUCCUGCCCGAACACUCAGACUCAGUGGAAAAGAGCUCGACAGCCACUGGCGCAGAUGAUACGCACUUGUUCGGCGUCGUCAAUGACAAUGUCGCCGUGCGGAAGAAGCCACAUCCUAUCCAGACUUCCUACCAGUCCGACGACACAGAAAACCACGUAGCGGGAAAACUCCCCGCGUCACCGCGCACACCACCUGGCGCUUACAAGACUCCCGCACCAGAACGACAUGCGUUCCGUGACACAGUCGAAAGCGACGGGUCCACGCGUCAACUACCGAGCACAUCCGUCCUCGAAAGCAUGUCCUCCUCCCCCACGGCCGCUGCCGCUGCCCGAACACUUUCACGAGUGCAAUCCCUGGCUACCAUGGGCGGAUACGAGACGGCCAAUGAAACAGAAGAUCAGAUUAGAACCGAGAGGAGGUCUCGGAGUGCCCAGGAUGAUGAAGCAACCCCACGAAAGAACGAGAGUCGAUAUUUGGGCUUGCCGCACAGCGCUGACGGACAGCAAGAAGGCACAGAAAGCACAUCUAAACAAGGGACAAGGCGACCAGGAUACCUACACAAGAGAUCUUCCCAGGCGCGCCUAUCCUACGAUUCCAUGGCCAGCUCUAAUACAGACGCCAGCGAUGUCACCGUAGGGGCGGACUUUGCGCUGCAAUCGGGAGGCGCCCUGCCCGAUUCGAGCGCGCAGCGAAAAGCCAGGGCCACAAUCUCCAGACAAGCUAGCUUAGGAAGCAUGAUGUCUGGGAUAUCAGGAAUUAGCGACGAUGAACCUCGCUCGCAGAGACAGGCUGGCGCAACUGACUUAACGACGUUGGAGGAAGAGAGCCCCAACUCUAACAAGGCAGGCGGAUAUUCUACCCCUCGGGCAUCGGUCUUCAACUUCAACAUGCCUACCGAUGCAGUAAUCUCUAAUAACGUGCGAGAUCUAGAAGUACCAGGAACUUUUGCUCGUCAGUAUCGCCAAGAGCGCAGCAUGUCACCGGAAAAGAGCAACACUAUCAUCGGCAUGACCCCAGGGCCCAAGCGAGGCCUGACGUUGAAAGAGCACAGAAGCACUGUGGAAAAGCUGGGCAAAGAGAACUUCGACUUGAAAAUGAAGAUCCAUUUCUUGGACCAAGCGCUACAGAAAAGAUCCGAGGAUGGCAUCAAGGAGAUGAUCACGGAAAAUGUACAACUAAAGUCCGAUCGUUUGAGAUUGGAAAAGGAUAAUCAUAAUUUACGAAAGCAAGUUCGAGAUCUGCAAAAGAAGCUCGAGGAGACCGGUGCCCGCGACUCGCCGAACGCUGAUCAAGGAUAUGCCACCGACGAGGAAAGGAGUCCGACGGCCGAGGAAGAAGUCAUCUAUCUCCGAGAAAGAGUCGAAAUUACUGAGAUAGAGAUAGACAAACUCCGCCAAGAGAACCUCGCAAAAGAAACGGAGAAGCGAAAGCUCGCCGAAAUGGUCAAAUCCUUGGGCGAUACUCGAGCUACUGCUUCCGAUGUCGGCUCGAGGGAAGAGCGUGAUAUGUGGAAGGAUAUGCUUGAAGCAGAGACCAUUGCGCGUGAGCAGUCUGAAGAAGAGAACAAGCGACUUCGGGAAGAGGUCGCAAAACUCAGGAGUGAAACAUUCGUGUCCGGAAAGUCCAACUCGCGCAAGAUCAAGAUUGGAGGCUCGGUUGUUUCGAGAUCUAGUAGUGUCGAAGCAGCAAAUGCCAAAGACGCGGAGAUUGAGAGAUUGAGACAUGAGGUUUCGGAGCUACAGAAAAUGAUUGGCGCUCAGGCAUCUACUCUGACGUCUCGGAAUAAAGAAAAGGAGCGCUUGUACCAGGAAAUUGAAGAUUUGAAACUUGGACGGAUGGGCGGUCUUCGAUCGGUGGCCGGCGACAGUAUUCUCGAUCGGUCGGCGUCCAGAGCAAGGUCCCAUUCCCGCACAAGCAAUGGAACGAGGUUAUCCCGGAUGAGCGACCAAGAGCGCGAGUCCCUCGAGACUAGGAUCAACGAGCUCCGCGACGAGGUGUCACAAUUAAAACUCGAAAACCAGAACCUCCAGAACCAGUUUGACGAAGCACUUGCAGAGCUCGACGCUGUGGAUGCUCAGGCGCAAGCAGACGCUGAUCAGUUUAAUGAAGAGCUUCACUUACUGACCCAGGAGCGCGACAAUGCCUUGCGUGACGCAGAGGAGCAAGAUCAAGCCUUCCAACAGUUGAAGAGUGAGGCCCAGGAGGAAAUCGAUGGUCUUGGAGAUGAGCUUGAUGCCAAGCUUGAGGAAUGUGCCAAGCUUGAUGGAGAACUCAAAGCCCAGGUCGAGAAUGUCAAGGCGUUGCAGGCGGAGAUGCGGUCUGCCGCGGAAGGCCUUGUCCGUCUUGAAGAGGAUGCGCAGCAAAAUCUAGCACGGUACCAGUCUGUCAAGGCCGAACUCGAGGACGCGAAUCGCGAGCUUGAGAAUCUCGAAAAGACUCUUUCCGAGGCAGAAAGCAAAGUGCAAAGAUUGACGGUGCAACAGGAGAGCAGUCACAAUGAGAUUGCCUUCCUCCGUGAAGAGCAAGAUGCUGACAAGAUCAAGAUUGGCGAUCUGGAGUCCCUGCUCAAGAAAGUACACCUUAACCUGGAAUCAGAAAGAGAUAAGAGCAGGGAACUCGAACGGCGGAUCAACGAGGAAAGGGCACAAAGAGACGCGGUUGCCAGUCAAGAAAAGCAGGAAGUUCAGCGGGUCAUCAACGAUCUCAAUCGGGAAGCUUCCGGUGCGAAGGACGAACUUCGGAAAGUCCGCAAAGCACUAUCAGCUCGAGACAUUGAAGCCAAAUCGUACCAGGAGCGGUUGUCUGAAUUGGAGGAGAGCCUGCGAAACAUCAUUGGGGACCCGAACAGCUCUCGGUCGAGCUUGAUUAGUGCGGUCACCAAGAUGCGGCGAGAGCUGGAUCAGACAACUAUUGACCUUGAAGCUGUUAGAAGAAGACUUGAGCAGACAGAGAAUCUGCUUGCUGAUCGUGAUGCGUUGUUGGAGUCGACGAGCCAUGAAUGCAGAAAGUUGGCUGACGCCUACGAGCGGGAGAAGGCAGGCAGGCGACAGGACAAGUUGGACUUUGAGAAGACCAACAAGGGUCAUAACUCGACCACUAGGGCACUCACGUCCGCGUCUACUAGGAUUGCCGAACUCGAAGGACUUCGUCAGACCGACAGGAAGCGGAUGGCACAGAUGGAAACUCAACUCAAAGAACAGCUAUCUGAGAGGAACCAGGUGUUGCUCAAUCUGUGGAAGAGGCUCUCUGCUAUGUGCGGACCAGACUGGGCUCACAACAACAGCUUGAUCAAUGGCAACCUUCCUUCUCAAGAAGUGAUUGGGAAUAUGCUCUUCUGGCCUGGGUUUAGCCGGAAUCUGCUCUUGGCUGCAAAGCAGGUUGAAGGGACUCUUUCCACUUUCAAAGACAAGAUCAAACGCGUGGAACGCGAGCUAUACAAGGAGUACCAGGCACUGGAACAGACUCUAGAAGUACGGACCCGGAAGCUUGAACGUAUCGAAGAAAGCUGGGAGCAGAUGAAAAUCAAGAUGUCGGAAAUGGAAAGUCGCAUGGAUACGGGAGCUCGAACGCCGAAAUCCAGCAGAACUCCCGAAAUCAGCAAGUUGAAGGGUGAGAACCGGUUACUCAAGGCCGAGCUCCAGCUUCUCCAACAGCAGCAAGCACACCACAAUCUGCACCACCGACGAGACAGGAACGAGAGCCGGGCAUCGGGAUAUUCAAGCAUCAUGUCAAAUGAGGGACCAGGCCAAGUUGACGGAGCUGUGAAUGGAGCCGUUGGCGUUCCCGCUCGUUCUUCGAGUAUGAGGCGCACUCGAACGAUGGAGCUGCAGAGACAUCAUUCCACAGGCAUCGCGGAACAUCUGGCAAGCAUGGGCGGCGACGUCACCUCGUUGCGCUCGAAUUCGAUCUCUAGUCGUCAUUCGGGGUAUACACAGGGAGGAGAACGAGACCGGGGUGGCCUGAUGAUCCCUGCGGGGCCCUUUAACGCUCCAGUUGACGGAAAGUUCUCCCUGCCGCCUCCCCCACGAGAAGCCCCUCCUGCACCACCAAGUACAGCGUCGGGCUCAGAUAUUGCCAGUAUUACAGCGGUAAGCGUAGGUGGUGGUCAAGGGCAAGAGAAGUGGAUCCAUCGCCUGAGAGAACUGGAGAGGAGGUUGAAAGCCGAGCGUGAGGCCAGGUUGCUUGACCGCAGUGGUGCGAGGAGAAGACUAGAGGAGAGAGAUGCGGUGAAUGAAGAGUUACGACGCGAACUGGAGAGAGAGAGGGUCAGGAAAGUCAGUGGUGAAGCCGGUUUUGACGCAGGUCCUGCGAUCUCGCCGCCUCCCCUGACACUACCGCCUCCGCCCCCUUCGGCCGACAUUGAGCAUAUGCAAGGAGCGACAGGGGCGGAUUUCGAUGUGCAAGGACAAGGGCACGGCAUUGGAGGAGCGAAGAGGCGCUAG
Molecule: messenger RNA, 4725 nt
Organism: Cladophialophora psammophila CBS 110553
Lineage: Eukaryota; Fungi; Ascomycota; Eurotiomycetes; Chaetothyriales; Herpotrichiellaceae
Exons: 1
Coding region: 1-4725 (1574 amino acids)
Cellular component (GO): microtubule organizing center
Source: RefSeq, a predicted model, not a curated record